ACAGCAGGACGCAGUUAGACGACUGCCGACUGCCGACUGCCGACUGCCAGGAACCCAUCAGCAGCCAGUGGGCGUUGAGACCAGACCAGAGAGAGCCGCGACAAAGGCAUGGCGGGCCACCAGAGGGACAAGGUGAUUCCAGAUGAGGUCCAUCAAAACCAGAUCUUCCGGGAGCUGUACCUCAAGGAGCUACGAACCCAGAAACUCUACACGCAGUACCACGUGAAUCCCCUCCGAAAGGUCCACACGAUCACAAGAAAGCCCAUGUCUUGGCAUGAUAACCUGGAGGAACCCGCAGAUGCCAGGUUUCUCAAUCUCAUUCACCAUGCACACCAAGGACCAAGAAAGAAAUACCCAGAGACUCAGACAGAAACUCAAGAAAUCGGAUGGGACUCAGAGCCCUUGGUCAACCCUGAGCGCAACGACCACAGGCUGAACCACUUCAGGGUCUACAACGACAUCACGCUCUACAAGGCUAAAAUGUGGAGCUUGGGGGAAGACAGUCGCCGCACAUAGCAUCGCCGCAGUGGAGUCGGUCCUGGUACUGAAGGAACACCCAAGGGUGCACGGCCCAGAGAAAUAAAGUUUACUUCAAAGCCUGA
This is a messenger RNA of Oryctolagus cuniculus (rabbit), 602 nucleotides long. It is a transcript of the gene CFAP144, whose product is annotated as cilia and flagella associated protein 144. The record is from RefSeq and is a predicted model, not a curated record. Gene Ontology annotation, cellular component: ciliary base. Lineage: Eukaryota; Metazoa; Chordata; Mammalia; Lagomorpha; Leporidae.